This is a messenger RNA of Acromyrmex echinatior (Panamanian leafcutter ant), 1033 nucleotides long. RefSeq names its product Cellular Repressor of E1A-stimulated Genes (gene CREG). Lineage: Eukaryota; Metazoa; Arthropoda; Insecta; Hymenoptera; Formicidae. The record is from RefSeq and is a predicted model, not a curated record.
AGUUUGUAAAGCGCGCGCAGUCAGCAUUAACCACUUGUAAGGCGUACUUGCUCCCGAGUUUCAUCUUAAUUGAAAGAAAUAGUGCUGAGCAUAGUCUUGCUUACGCAUCGUGAAAUAUACAUAACGCUUAUCAUGAUGUCGCGAAUCGCGAUUAUCAUCGCUUUAUGCGUUCUACUCAGCGAAGCAAGCAACUUAAAUGAAGUGAAAGAUACAUUCUGGAACAAAAUACAAGAGAACGUUGAGACGAGUAAGACAAAGGAUGAGUUAUAUAAAUCUGUCGAGUUCCCGACGCGUUCAAUUGGGUUCGACGAUGAUCGAGAGGUUCAGCUGAGAAGUCGUACUCAGACGUUACAGAAUUUACCACCGGCUGUAAUGGCAAGAUACAUCGUUAAUCAAGCUGAUUGGGGGGCUAUAGCGACGAUAAGCACAAGAAAGGAUAUUCCAAGCUUUCCCGUUGCAAAUUUGGUCUCCAUCGCCGAUGGGCCUGUUGGAAGCGGUACUGGAAUACCAUACAUGUAUCUCACCCCUUUGGACUAUACUGCUCAAGAUCUUGCUAAAGAUCAUCGCGCAACUGUGUUCAUAUCAUUAGCUCAAGGAGACUAUUGCAAAAAUAAAGGAUAUGAUCCGAUGGACCCACGAUGCGCUAGAAUUCUUCUAAGUGGAAAGAUUAAAGCGGUGAAAAAUGAGACUCAUGAAGUUGUGGAACAAUUAUUUUUCGAUCGUCACCCACAACUACGUAAUAUGCCCGCAGAUCACAAAUUCUUUUUCGCUGAAUUGGACAUAUCGACAAUCGCCUUAUUGGACACCUUCGGUGGACCGAAAUACAUUUCCGUUGAUGAUUACUUAAAUGCACCGACCAUCCGCAGAGAUUUUGGUUUGCGUCGUAGAAAAAUUAUUUUUAAUAAAUCUGCUGUUUGAUAAAAUUACUUUCUAUCAGAAUCUAAAGAUCCUAAUGAUUCGAAUUCCCGAAGCUCAAUAUUGGAUCUUCUUUAAAAAGAAAUUUUAAAAACUAAUUAAUAUUUUUAUAUCUAAU